AUGUGUAUAGACAGGCAGUACUUGGCCAUCAACAAACUAUCAACUGGCCUCGACAUUGACCUCAUUCUCAGAUGUAUGUCGGACGAGACGCUACCUUACGAGCUUCGGGCCUCAUUCUGCCGCCUCAUGCUGCACAUGCACGUCGAUAGAGACCCCCAAGAGACAAGCACCCCCGUCAAAUACGCCAGUUACGAAUCGAUGGCUGGAUGUAGUAAGAGUGCAGAAAAGGCCUCAGUGCAGAAUAAAUUCGCCGACACGAUAGUAUUCGUUGAGCAGUACUUGGUCAAUAGUGUUAUUAAUUCCUGGGGUUUCUGCGAUAAAGAACAAAAUAAAUUGACUUUUGAGGUCGUCAACCUCUCUCGAAAUCUCAUAUACUUUGGCUUCUACAGCUUCAGUGACCUCCUCAGACUGACCAAAACCCUUCUGGGCAUCUUGGACUGUGCCACCGAGAAGGUCAAGGCCGUUGAUAGCAAGGGCGCCCUUGCCCCUGCUGUCAAUAAUGCUGAUAAAUUUAUAAUGAACGUACGCUUGGAUUAUAGAAUCUCCAGCCUUCUCUCUAUCUUUAAAAAGGAGUUCGACGAUUUUAUCAACGCCAAAUCGGAAGAAGGUUUGGACCUCGAGGUUAUUGGGGCACAGGCAGAGGAAAUAUUCGACGGAUCUUACGAAUCAGGGGAGCUGGAUUUGGACGAACAGGGGGGCAGACUCUUUCUCAGGGUCCUUCUCAACCUCAUCAUGCACAACUACCCGCAGCUCGUCAGCGGCUCCCUUCAGCUCCUUUUCAGGCAUUUCAGCCAGAGGCAGGAAGUCGUACAGGCCUUCAAGCAGGUCCAACUGUUAAUUUCUGACACCGAUGUUGAGAACUAUAAGCAAAUAAAAUCAGACUUGGACGAGUUGAGACUUUUAGUUGAAAAAUCAGAACUCUGGGUCUACAAGAAGAAAGGGUCAGACGGGGGCAGCGGGGUGGCCGCGAGCGGGGCCAAAGAUAAAAAGAAAGCGGAGAAUAAAGGCGGAAAGUCUGAAGAUAAAAGCAAAGCCGACCCUCCCGACAUUGGCCUGUUAAAUGGGUCAGCCAUUGACCUCAAUCACGGUCCUCCAAUUAACGAGCAUGCCGCCAGGAACUACAAAACGAUUAAAGAGAUUCUCUGCCGACUUGCGAAGUUAUGUGCGAACGGUCAAAAGGCGCGGAAACACGAGCAGAGGUUGCUCCGAAACAUGGGAGCCUGCUCAGCCGUCCUUGAACUUUUGCAGAUACCCUACUCCAAGAAAGCUGACGUCAGAAUGGAGGAGUUGAUGCAAUUGGCUCACUCCUUUUUGCAGAAUUUUUGUUUACAAAAUCCAUCCAAUCAGCUUUUACUCCAUCAGAAUCUCGAUCUAUUUUUAGUUCCUGGGUUACUGCAAGCUGAAACAUGCAGGGCCAUCUACCAGGAUAACGUUCAGCUAUGUAACGAGGUUGUCACUAAUAAUCUUUAUGGCUCCAUGAAUUUGGUGGAGAUGAUGAAAUCGGAGAGAGAGAGGAUGGACCCCUCCAGUCCCCUCACCUAUCACAUCCAUCUCGUCCAGUUACUGGCCGCCUGCACCGAAGGCAAAAACGUCUACACUGAGAUCAAAUGCCAUUCCUUCUUGCCAUUGGACGACAUCGUCAAAGUAGUGACCAAUGAGGAUUGCAUUGCUGAGGUAAAAUCUGCCUACAUAAACUUCCUGAACCACUGUUACAUCGACACCGAAGUUGAAAUGAAGGAGAUCUAUAACAGCACCCAUAUGUGGAGUCUCUUUGAUGAUUUCCUACUGGACAUGGCUACGUCCCAACAGCCAAUGUUCAUAAAGCUGCUACAGGGAGCAUACAGAGUGGCCAACUGCAAGUGGCUCUCAGCCAGGAACAGGCUGUUGGCGAUCCCACCGGAGUUGGAAUUCCAGCUGAUAGCAUUCUUCAAUAGGACUCACAACUUGAUGAAGCACAGCAGGGCAUGGAUCAGUAGUGCUGGAAAGUAUAGGUCGGAAGUGGCGCCCCCCAGCCAGGAUUGCAGGAAUAUCAUCGAAGGAUUGCAAGACAUAGUGGCUCUUCUGGAGGACCAAUUAAAGCCUCUCAUUCAAUCGGAGCUCAGCGUAUUGGUGGAUGUUCUCCACCAACCAGAAGCCUUGUUUCUGCCAGGUACGGAAGCACAGAGGAAAUGCCAGAGUGGAGGAUUCAUAUCGAAAUUGAUUCAACACGCUGGAAAGCUUCUGGAAGAGAAGGAGGAAAAACUUUGCCUGAAGCUGCUCCAGACGUUGAAGGACAUGAUGACCUUGGACUCCGAGGAAAACAAGUGCGACCAACUCCGAUCCAAACUUCUUCAAUGUUACUACGGCAAGCAGCAGGGUCACCACAAAAGUUCAAAGUUCAACAAUUCAGCCAUGAUGACGUCGUCGCCCUCCUUAUCAUCAUCCUCAUCAUCAUCGUCGUCGUCAUCGUUGAUGGGUCAAGGUCAGGAUUAUGAUAAGGGCUCCAUGAUGAUAAGUAGGGCGGAUAUGACUUUGCACGAUGUACAGUGUUACUUGGACAGCCAGGGCACAACUGACCUGGUCAUUGACCUCAUCAUCAAGAACUACUCCAACAAAUCAUUUCAAGAGGCCAUUGAACUUGGCAUUGCCCUGCUAGAUGGAGGGAAUGGAGUUAUUCAGAAAUCCUUCUUCGAGCGACUUACUUACGAGAAAAAUUCCGAGAAGUUUUUCAAAGUCCUGUACGAUCGGAUCCGGGAUGCCCACACGGAGAUCAAGGCCAACCUAUCCGUUACUGCCGCCGACUCCAUCACCACCGGAAAGGGUGGAGACGUACCGGAAGAGGAUAGUAAUAAAAGAAAGGCCAAACUAAUUCCCGGGAAAUUCACCAGCGAGCUUCAGGACCAAUUGGAAGACGCGGCCACAGUCAUCUCAAAAGCUUACACACACCUCCAACACAUACGCCAUCUCGAAAAGGGUAGCGAUGGUGGUGGCGGUAGUAGCGGCGGCGCUGCGAGUGGUGGUGGUGGUGUAGGUGGUGGAUUGUUAGGCGGCGCUGGCAGCCGGCCACAAGCAGCUACGGCUUCAACUUCUUCCGCUGUGGCUGACGAUUUGCAGGAUGAAAGUGCAGGUGGUCUGGGUGGAGCUGGUGACGAAAAGAAGAAGCUACCGCUAGAAGUGGCCCUGAUGCAACCGAUCUUGAGGUUCUUGCAGCUGCUCUGCGAGAACCACAACCUUGAACUUCAGAACUUUCUAAGAGAUCAGGAGUGCUUCAAAAGACUUAUCAGGGAAAAUAAUGAGGAUACGGAUGAUGAAGACUUUCUCGACUGCAUCUGCGGAAGCACAUCUGGGGGCUUGGGCCUUCUGGGCCUCUACAUCAACAAAACCAAUGUGGGCCUCGUCAAUCAAACUCUACAGACCCUUACUGAGUACUGCCAGGGACCUUGCCACGAAAAUCAGGACAACGCAUCUAAGCUCCUAUUGGCCAUCAUGGAAAGCAGCAGAGAAAAUGAAUAUGCAGAGCGCAUAUUGUACAGCAUGAAUCCCAAACAGCUGGUUGACGUCAUUCAUUUGGCCUACGAGCAAUUUGAGUCACCAGAUGACCUACUUAACAAAAAAACUGGGUCGGUCGACGAGGGUAACGAUGAAGACUUCAAAAGUAGGUCACGAGAAGUAGGUCACAACAUCUAUAUACUGGCUCACCAGCUUUCGAAGCACAACAAAGAACUUGCCGAGAUGCUCCGACCGACUGAACCGACACCUCCAACAACAGUCAUAACAUCCCCGCUGACGUCAUCGUCGGCCAGUAUGGCCACGGCCCAAACGGAGAUGUGCGAUUCGGCGCUCGACUAUUACUCGAGUCACACGGCCCAGAUUGAGAUUGUUAGGCCCGACCGAGCGAUUGAGCAGAUUGUCUUCCCCAUUCCUGAAAUUUGCGAGUAUCUCACCAGUGAAACUAAGCACAAGAUCUAUCUUACAGCCGAAAGAGAUGAUCAAGGAAGCAAGGUUAUGGAUUUUUUUGAAAGAUUCGACGACCUAUUCUCAGAAAUGCAAUGGCAGAAAAAACUGCGAGCGAACUUUCUGUUGUUCUGGAUGAGUAGCCACAUGACUCAGUGGGGCAAGGCCUCCUUCUACCUGGCCAUCCUCAUCAACGUCCUGGUGGCCGUCUACUACCCCUUCACUAGUACCCCCAAAGACAUCGUCUACAGAGAAGAAACGCUGCUGAACGUCAUCCGGUCAGUCACGAAAAAUGGACGCUCCAUCUUGCUGACCGCCGUGCUAGCCGUCAUCCUAAUUUACCUCUUCUCCAUUGUGGGGUUCACUUUUUUCAGGGACGAUUUUCUCAUAGAGAUCGAUCCGUUAGAGAAGGGGAAAACAACACUGAACACCACACUUUCGAGAAGAAGUCUCAAUGAUGAUGAUUACUGCCUGCCCGGCUCCACUGACUGCAAUCUGAUUGCCAAUAACAAAUCAGCCAGCAACAACUACACGAACAACAAAAACAUCAUCACCAACGAUGGUGGCGACAAUAAUAAUGAGGACGACGACGACGACGACGAUGAUGAUGAUGAUGGUAAAGAGCGGCACUGCGAUUCACUCAUCAUGUGCAUCGUCACCACCCUGAACGAGGGCCUGAGGAAUGGAGGGGGGAUUGGGGAUGUCCUAAGGAAACCCAGCAGUAAUGAGCCCUUGUUCUUCCCGCGCGUGAUCUACGACCUCCUCUUCUUCUUCAUCGUCAUCAUCAUCACCUUAAACUUGAUCUUUGGUGUCAUCAUCGACACUUUCGCCGAUUUGAGGAGCGAGAAACAGCAGAAGGAAGAGAUUUUGAAGAAUUCAUGUUUCAUCUGUGGACUUGAAAGGGCAGCAUUUGAUAACAAGACCGUUUCAUUUGAGGAGCACUGCAAGCAAGAACAUAACAUGUGGCACUAUCUCUACUUUGUCAUACUCGUCAAGGUAAAAGACCCCACGGAGUUUACCGGUCCCGAAAGUUACGUACACGCAAUGAUCAAGGAGAAAAACCUUGAUUGGUUCCCGAGAAUGAGGGCCAUGAGUCUGUCGACCAAUGAGAACGAGACAGAGCAGAACGACAUAACGAAUCUCAAAAUCCAAUUGGUCAAGACCCACGGCAUAAUUGCUCAGCUAUCCAAUCAGCUUGCAGAGCUCAAAGAGCAGAUGAACGAACAGAGGAAACAGAAACACAGACCGGGCAUAAUAAGUGGAAGUACUGGAAUUCCCCAGCCUCUAUAAAUAAACCAAUUAAUAUUCGCAACUCAUGUUUGUGUAUCUUUGUAUCUAUUUGUAGAUUUUAAAAUUAAGUAGAGGAAGAAGAAAAAGAGAGAGAGAGAGAGAGAGAGAAAGAGUGAGAGAGAGAGUGAGUGAGUGAGAAUGAAUGAAUAAAAGGCUACAAAACGAAACGCAGAUCUUUACAAUGUUUUUACACACAUUAACAUAUUGAUGCUUGUAACGAACCAUUCGUUUGCCUCAGUUAUCUUCAUUUAUAAAUAUUAAUUUAUUAGAUUGAAUAAAUUAAUAAAUUAUCAUAAUGAUGAGCUCUCGCACUUGAUUGGUCGGUUAUUUUUAGUAGUUUAUUUUUGUCAUGUUCUAUUUUUAUUUAUUGUUAUUUAUACCGUUAGUUUUGGCGGUUAGGGUCCUUCACAUUACGGAUGAUGAUGAUGAUGAUGGUAUUGAUGAUGAUGAUGAUGGUGAGGGUAAUGAUGAUGGUGGGGAUGAGUAACCAGCUUCAAAAACAUCACGCCACAUUUUCAUUAGGGGUAUUCCUACCAUCGUCAUCAUCAUCAUCGGUAUUAUUAUUAUUGUUAUUACUAUCAUCAUUAUCAUGACUUACGUAAAUUCAUUGAUUGAUUAAUUUGUGUAUAAUUUUUUUUAUCAAAAAAAAAUUAACCCGAUCCUACUAAAUAUUAUUUAUUGUUUUU
This is a messenger RNA of Helobdella robusta, 5909 nucleotides long. RefSeq lists its product as hypothetical. Gene Ontology annotation, cellular component: membrane. Bases 1 to 5223 code for a protein of 1740 amino acids. The record is from RefSeq and is a predicted model, not a curated record. Lineage: Eukaryota; Metazoa; Annelida; Clitellata; Rhynchobdellida; Glossiphoniidae. Gene Ontology annotation, biological process: calcium ion transport; transmembrane transport. Gene Ontology annotation, molecular function: monoatomic ion channel activity. The transcript is spliced from 42 exons.